AGAUAUUUAAAGAUCAGAAUCGACUGAUUUUAAUCAUUUCCAUUAGAAAGAAUAGACUCAACAAGUCUCUUAUAAGGAUUGCAUCCACAAAAGGCAAAUACAAUUGUAUUACUUUUGCUUUUCUGGAGACUUGUUUACAUCAAUAUUUCUAUUUGAAGUGAAAGGUGAUAAAAUGAUUAAAUCAAAUAAAAAGAUCAUGGCCAUUCAAUGAAUUUGCAUUCAUAGGAUAAUGACCGUGAAAUCAAUUCAUUAAUGUUCGAUCAACCUUCACGUCGACAACUUACAAUUUAGGUUAAUAUAUGGACAACUGGAUGAAUUCAGAGAUGAAAAAUGAAUGAAAACUAUCCUGGAUGAUAAUAAAACAUAGACUGUGCAUUAAAUAAUUUGGCAAUGCCUGGUCCAAAUGGGAAUAAGAAUCAAGCCAGAAAAAUCAGUGCAAAAAAAGCAGAUGAACCAUCGAUUGUUCCAUGAUCACUGUUAACCUAAAUGCUGUGACUUAUACAGAAAGUGAUACAAUUGAUGUUCAUCAACUAUUGACACAAACAAACCUGACCAUGCAACAAUUUACCUUGAUAUCGUCAUUUCUCUUCAUUCUUUGCAUUAACCAUCAAUGUUUUUGCCUGAAAUUAAACUUUUCUCCUUGUGGAGGUAAAGUACUGGAACUACGUUUAUUUGGCUGUCGAAACGAUUCCGAACCAUGUUUGAUGGAAAGAGGAAUCAAAGGACGAUUGGAGGUUGAUUUCGAGGCUCCAUUUGAUUCGGAUUAUGUUUAUGCAGAUGUUAGCCAGAGAACCAAUUCAUUUUUACCAGUUAGCAUACCUUUACCAAUUGUUGAUCGAGAUGCUUGCACCAACCAUGGUUUAACCUGUCCCAUUGUGAAAGGUAAAAAGUACAAUUACUUUUACGAGUUUUACGUUGAUCCCCGGCUUCCCAACAUCAAAGGAGACUAUUAUCUAACUUUAUCUUCCUACUGGGGUUAUACAAUUGGAUGUGUUAAUAUCCCAAUGCAAAUGGCAGACAACCAGUUAAUAGUGAAACAUGACGAUUCCCUAGAAAGUGAAGGACCAGAUCAAGAUCAACAGUUUGACAACAACAUUGACUCAAGUGAACAGCAGCAUAAAGAUUUUAGUUCAACCUGGUUCCAUCUAUUUUAACAAAGGAAUCAAAUUAUUUCUACUUUUUAAACUGUUUCUUAAUUGUAAUGUAACAACAUAUUGUAAAAACUGCUAGAUCACCAAAUUAAACUACCCUGACACUUAAUAACCUA
Messenger RNA from Tetranychus urticae (two-spotted spider mite), 1267 nucleotides. Lineage: Eukaryota; Metazoa; Arthropoda; Arachnida; Trombidiformes; Tetranychidae. The record is from RefSeq and is a predicted model, not a curated record.